CUUCAUAGGCCCUUUGAAGCUGCAAAGCAUCGUUGUCUGGGGCUAAGAGCCCCUACGGUUUCCUUGCGCUUGUUAAUCAUGGCCAUGGCACACGAUACACUUGAACGCGAUGCCCUCUUUAAGAAGCUGAGGGCAAAGCCAGAGAACAAGGUCUGCUUUGACUGCCCAAACAAGAAUCCCACGUGGGCGUCAGUCCCCUACGGAGUUUUCAUCUGCCUCAACUGUGCGGGAAUCCAUCGCAGCUUGGGAGUGCACAUUAGCUUUGUUAGGUCGACUACUCUGGACUCAUGGACACAGGAGCAGCUAAAGCUGAUGGCUGCUGGUGGUAACUUGCGCGGACGGCAAUACUUCAAACAACACGGUUGGGACGAUGUCGGAUCGGACAAGAUAGAGGCAAAGUAUACUUCGCGCGCUGCUCAACUGUAUCGCGCGCUCCUGGAGAAGGAGGCGCAGAAGGCGACGGUUCAGACCUUGCAGCAGAGCAUUGCCCACGAAAAAGAUGGACACCGCGCCGACCAUCAAGGGGAGCUACCGGAUUUUAAACACAUUGAGCCGGAGCCUGCUGUCCCCGAGGCUCUGUCCGCGAUAGAGGGGGAAGAGGCUUCUGGAGUGGAAGCGGCGAAGCCUGCCGUACCGAAGCCGGUGGCUACCGUCAAACCCCGCCCGGUGGCGAGCGGAAAGAAGCCAGCUGGAAAGCUGGGUUUGGGCGUGAAGAAGUUGGAGAGCAAGGUGGACGACUCAAUCUUUGCCCAGGCGCCAGCGCCUGAGCCAGUAAAGCCGGAACCUGGGGCUGCAGGGACGGCAGCAGCGGUUUCAACGAGCGGAGCUGCUACCGGAUCACGCUUUUCAUAUGACACGUUGACGGCGGACACACCUGGACUACAGCGUGGCAAGGACGGGCACUUAACCAUCGGAGGUGGCAUUGGCACGGACUUCUUCUCGGCCCCUGUGGCAAGGUCAACAAACCGCUCCGGCGGUGGUGCUCCUCCCAAGGCGGCAGAGCCGGCGGUGCAGGAUGAAAAGUUAAAAAAGAUGGCGAACGCCAAGGCCAUCUCCAGUCGCGACUUUCAGCAGCAGGACGCGGAGGCCGAAUACGAGCGCCAAGCGCGACUGUCCAAGUUCCAGAACGCGGCGGCCAUCUCUUCCGCAGACUAUUUUGGACGGGAGGAGUCUCGCGGCUCCGGUGCGGGCGGUGAUUUAGAUAUUUCGGCUGCAGAUAUCGUGAACCGCCUGUCAUUCCAGGCGAAGCAGGAUAUGCAGCAGAUGAAGCAGAUGGCUGCGGCCGCAACAAAGAAGUUCACAGGGAUGGCCUCCAAGCUCAUCGGCGACUUGAACCGGCUCAACGGCUGA
This is a messenger RNA of Volvox carteri f. nagariensis, 1350 nucleotides long. RefSeq lists its product as uncharacterized. The transcript has 11 exons. The record is from RefSeq and is a predicted model, not a curated record. Gene Ontology annotation, biological process: COPI coating of Golgi vesicle. Gene Ontology annotation, molecular function: GTPase activator activity. Lineage: Eukaryota; Viridiplantae; Chlorophyta; Chlorophyceae; Chlamydomonadales; Volvocaceae. The coding region runs from base 79 to 1350 and encodes 423 amino acids.